AUGGAGGUGCUCGACUUUUACCAGCACAAUGAUACCAAGCACGCCGUCAUGAUUGCCAACAUUGAUGGUCGGGCCAGUUACCGUCACAUCCUCAGCAUUUUUUCAAAAUUUGGCUACAUUACACAUCUACACGUGGACAGCCACAAGCAAAUGGCAUUUGUCACCUAUCUCCUGGCACAUAAUGCGGGAAGAGCAGUCGUUGAAGCUGCUCGCAAGCCGAUUCGAUUAGGAGAGCGUCGCCUUGUGGUGAAGCCAUCUGUGCGCCAUUCUGACCCAAAUGAGGCAUGCAACCAUACCGUGUUCGCAAUGUCUCUGUGCCCGCCUCGCUCUCUCUCUCUCUCUCUCUCUCUCUCUCUCUCUCUCUCUCUCUCUCUCUCUCUCUCUCUCUCUCUCUCUCUCUCUCUCUCUCUCUCUCUCUCUCUCUCUCUCUCUCUCUCUCUCUCUCUCUCUCUCUCUCUCUCUCUCUCUCUCUCUCUCUCUCUCCGGCUGUUUGCUGUCAUACACACGGUCACUUCCCAUUCGACAACCAAGGAUGUUACGGCUUUUUUUGCGGCCUGCUCUGACAAUGCAACAAUCGCUCACAAGUUGUUACCCGCCAGUGAAAUCACCAAACCUGCGAUUUUUCGACGCAUGGCCUGGAAUUUGGCAAUGCGGGAUGUCUUUGAUCAACUCCGAAUCGUAUACCUACCCGACCACCGUGGUUUUCAGCCUCUGAUCGUGCCUCGACAACACUCCGCGAUACCAUACCUACCAGAAGAAGAACUUAAGGAUAUCUUUACGGACGAAAUCGACCUUCUCGACCCCAAGACCGAGGCUGCCCUGCUACACGAGGAAGCUGCCGUUUUUGCCGAGUACCACGACGCACUGGAGGCCGACGAGCAUGAAGAGGCAGCGUGA
This is a messenger RNA of Monosiga brevicollis MX1, 897 nucleotides long. RefSeq lists its product as uncharacterized. Gene Ontology annotation, molecular function: RNA binding. NCBI's taxonomy places the organism in Eukaryota, Choanoflagellata, Craspedida, Salpingoecidae. The coding region runs from base 1 to 897 and encodes 298 amino acids. The transcript is spliced from 9 exons. The record is from RefSeq and is a predicted model, not a curated record.